This is a messenger RNA of Schistosoma bovis, 1320 nucleotides long. Lineage: Eukaryota; Metazoa; Platyhelminthes; Trematoda; Strigeidida; Schistosomatidae. The record is from the annotation of a GenBank genome assembly.
CACAGAUGCCUUAGAAAUAUUGCUUGCAUCUACUGGGAUCACUGGGUGAGUAAUAUUGAGGUUAGACGCUGGGUAUUAGGGAAUGAUGGUAAAGCAGUUGGUGAGGUUGUGAAUCUUCAUUGACUGGGAUGGUUACAUACGCCUGAACACCGACCACUACGAUGCGCAACGCUGACUAGUGUUGUAAACGGAUGGAAGGAAGUUGGGGGCGACAUAACCAGAACGUGACAUCAAUCCAUAAAGUUACUAACUUGUGGUGUGAGCCAUGUUAAUAGAAGUGGACUAAUUAGUUGGGGUCCGCGUGACAUGGCUGAGAAUCGACCACAAUGGCAUAGGUGUAUAAACUUUCUGUCUUCCCUUAAAAUCUGAGAUUAAAAUUGCUUCAUAUCUUUCUACCGACUAAUUCUUUCUUUCUGUACUACAUCCUUAUAUGCAAUCUUUCCUUAAUACAUUACUACCAUCGAAGUAACUACUUCUCUGAAUUCGGUGUUCAUCUUGUUGUGCUAAGGAGGUAUGGCAACUUCGACCGAUGCAUAUACGUGCCUGGUCCUACGAUGUAACUGGUUGACUGUACGUCAAGAUUAUGUAUGAACCAAUUGAAAUCUGUGCCACUACAUAUAUUUAUUUAUCUAUUUAUUUAUUUAUCUAUAUACCUACACACAUUUUAUAUCUGAAGCCAAGUUACUAAAUUAUCACUUCAUCACAUUUUUAAAUAAGGUCAAAAGUAUGACACUCUUGUUGAUAUAAAUAGUGUCUGUUUUGGAAUUAGAAAUUAAUACAAGGUAGUAAACGGCUACUCAAUUCAUUCGCACACAUAUUAGAAAUCUUUUAGAGAAUAAUGGCGUCCGAACAUAAAGCAGUAGUGAAAAAUGCCGAUAUGUCAGAUGAUAUGCAACAAGAGGCUGUUGAUUGUGCUGCACAAGCUCUAGAGAAAUAUAGUGUGGAAAAAGAUAUAGCAGCAUUCAUUAAGAAAGAAUUUGACAGGAAAUACAAUCCUACAUGGCAUUGUAUUGUUGGGAGAAAUUUCGGAAGUUACGUGACGCAUGAAACCAAACAUUUCAUCUAUUUUUAUCUUGGAGAUAAUGCGUUUCUUCUAUACAAAUCCGGUUAAGUUGGAGGAAACCGAAAAUUCAAAAGAAAUAUUAACAGAAACUAAUUCAAACAUUGUAAUACACAUCUGCUCAUUCUGCACACAAAUCAACUCAAUCGUCUUCCCAAACACGAUCUUCUGUAUUACUCAUCAAUUCCCGAAUUCAUCUUCACAAGAACCAACACAGAAUAAUAUACAGUUUGAACGAAGACCACAAAACAGAACAGAAU